CUCACACACGCUCACACACACGCACGCACACGCAGCAGCAUCCACGCUCAUCGUGUCUUUUUUUUUCUUCCCUCCACACAUACGAAUCACUGGUGGACGGCCCUGCCUAUUGAUCUCCCAACAUCUGGACCACGUCAUAUUUGUUUUUCCGCGGCAGUGAAGCCUGGAGACGGAGCAGUGAGACAGCAGCAUCAGGACCACUUGACACCUCCACGGCAUCGAUAUGCAGUAGUGUGAUGCGGAGACGGCGAGGCCACUCCAUGGCAUCGUGAUUUCAACCUCGCAUUCCUGCGUGUGAGCGCGUCUUUUUUCGCCUGCGGAUUAACUUUGGAGGCAGCAACUGAUUAUUUUCUUGACGUGGGCAGAGAUUCGGUGGGAUACCUGCGAUGGACUUGAGCGCGCAGGGGGGAUAUGGCAUGGCUCGUCUGGGAUUGUUGUUGGUGUUGAUGGGGCUGUGGAGAUGGAGCGACGCUUGCCCCGCAUCCUGCACUUGCAGCGUUUCAAGAAUUGUUUGUAUUGAUUCGGUCCCGGGGAUCGAGGAUUUCCCUCUUCUCACGUUGGAUGACAUGGAGAACAUCACCGAGAUAUAUAUCGCCAAUCAAAACAGACUGUUGGAAAUCAGUGACAGCAGUUUGAAGCACUACAUCAAUCUAAGAAACCUAACCGUGACAAAGACCAGAUUGAUGUCAAUAUCUUCGGAUGCAUUCUUCAACAACACAAGACUUCAAUAUGUAAACCUCAGAGACAAUAAUCUCUCGACAGUGUCGUGGAGGACAUUUCAGAACUUCAACAUGAGCAACUCACUCCUUCUGUCAGGAAACCCUCUGGAGUGCGUGUGCGAAAACAUGUGGCUCAAACUGCGGCUCCAGGAGGAGAUAGACGGUCAGGAGCUGAAAUGCCUAGACGGCCGAGGAAAAGCAAAAGCCUUCACUUCCCUCACACCGCCCGACUGUGUGGUUCCUCAGGUGGAGGUCACCCCUACGCUUGUGACCGAGAUGGAGGGCGGUGAUGUGAAAGCCGAGUGCAGAGCAUCGGGAUCACCUUCUCCAGAGAUCGUGUGGAACCUUGAAAUGCUCUCCACUCAUUUUGAGAUUGAUUCUUCCGACAGCAUGAGCCGGCUCACCUUGUCUGGUCUGUCUCCGGAAGAUAAUGGCAGGGUGAUCAUAUGCAGUGCCGAGAACAUGGUGGGUCAGACAGAGGCCACGCUCCAGCUCAACAUUCUCUUUGCCCCCACCAUCCAGCAGCUGCUGGAACCCAUGCAGAACCAUUUCUGGUGCAUCCCCUUCAGCGUGACUGGGAACCCUCAGCCUGAGAUGCAGUGGUAUCACGAGAACAAACUUCUGGAGGAGCAAGACUACAUCCACACCAGGAUUCAUGAGUCCACAGAGAGCGAGUACCACGGGUGUCUCACGCUGGUCAACCCCACGCAUAUCCACAACGGGGUUUACAGGCUGGUGAUCAAGAAUGAGUACGGGCGAGACGAGAAGAAGGUCUCCGCACGGUUCAUCGACCCGCCCGACGACCACACAGAAAACUGCAGCUACUACUACCCGACAGUUCCACCAUUCACACAGAUAGAUGACAGCGUUGCUGUCUAUGUGGUCGUAGGGAUUGCGGGUGUGGCUUUGACCGGCUGUGUUUUGAUGGUGAUCAUUCUGAAAUAUGGACGAAACUCAAAGUUUGGACUUAAAGGCUCCUCCUCGGUCAUCAGUAACGACGAUGACUCCGCCAGUCCUCUUCAUCACGUAUCCAACGGCAACAACACCCCGUCGUUCUCGGAGAUCGGUCCAGACGCGGUGAUCAUAGGGAUGACAAAGAUUCCUGUCAUUGAGAACCCGCAGUACUUCCGUAACUCUGGCAGCAUGCUGAAAUCUGACACGUUCGUCCAGCACAUAAAGAGGCACAACAUCGUCCUGAAGAGAGAGUUGGGAGAGGGGGCGUUCGGCAAGGUGUUUUUGGCCGAGUGCUACAACCUGACACCGGACCAAGAGAAGCUUCAUGUGGCUGUGAAGACGCUGAAAGAGGCCAGUGAGAGCGGCCGGGCAGACUUCUACAGAGAGGCCGAGCUGCUCACCAACUUGCAACACGAGCACAUUGUCACCUUCUACGGUGUCUGUGUGGAGAGCGAUCCGCUGAUCAUGGUGUUUGAAUACAUGAAGCACGGCGACCUUAACAAAUUCCUCAGGUCACAUGGUCCGGAUGCGGUGCUGAUGGCAGACGGUCAGCACAGCAUCCUGGUGGAGCUGACCCAGUCGCAGAUGUUGCACAUUGCACAGCAGAUCGCGGCCGGAAUGGUCUACCUCGCCUCACAGCACUUCGUCCACAGAGACUUGGCCACCAGGAACUGCCUGGUGGGAGAGAACCUCCUGGUCAAGAUUGGGGACUUUGGCAUGUCCCGAGAUGUUUACAGCACAGACUACUACAGAGUUGGUGGUCACACCAUGCUACCGAUCCGGUGGAUGCCGCCGGAGAGCAUCAUGUACCGACGGUUCACCACAGAGAGUGACGUGUGGAGCCUGGGGGUGGUGUUGUGGGAGAUCUUUACCUAUGGCAAGCAGCCCUGGUACCAGCUGUCCAACAAUGAGGUGAUUGAGUGCAUCACUCAAGGUCGGGUUCUGCAGCGGCCUCGCACCUGUCCUAAAGAGGUGUACGACCUGAUGCUGGGCUGCUGGCAGAGAGAGCCCUACAUGAGGCUGAACAUCAAGGAGAUCCACCGCAUGCUCCAGAGCCUGGCCAAGGCCUCGCCUGUCUACCUGGACAUCCUGGGCUGAUCACGCCCCUGUAUGUAUCUCCCGUGUGUGCGCCUGCCUGAGUGUGUGUGUGAUCGACUGUGCGGUGGCGCCGGCUUCAGCUGCCUGCACAUCAUGGGAGUUGAAGAGCGUCACCACGUGAGCGUCUGUGUACAAUACUGGGCUGUACAUGUGACUUUAAACGCUACUUGUCUGUGUCCUUACUACGUUGAGAGAAAAAAAAAAAAGCCUUAACUCUAAUGUUUUGUUUUGUUUUUUCGUGAUUUGCAGACUAAAAGGCAUGUUGAUCAAAAACAGCGCAGUGUUAAAGGUUUAGAAAACAAAUAAAAACAGAUGGUGACUGCAGAGUUUUGCAAAGGAUGAAUUUGUGUACUUUCUGUUGAACUCGCUGUCUUUCCUUUCUGUGAGGAUUAAAUAAAGGGAAUUACAUGACGGACACUGUAUGGCUAGAACACACGCAGGAACUAACAACAGAUGUUUUUCUUUAAGUGCGUUUCAAACAAACCUUUGUCCUAAGUAUUUUGUUUAGUCAUCAGUAAUAAGACAAUAUACAAACACUUUUUUUUUUUCUCGUCAAUAUGUUUAUUGUCUGUAUAACGGUACAAUAAUGUUGUGUAAUAACUCAACUCUGAUUUUGGUUCAGUCUCUAAAGCACAGGGGCCGGGGCUCAGCCUGUCCAGAUGAGCACAGUCUCUUUAAGUUUCUAUCUAUAUUUAAUUCACCAGCAGCAUCACCACACUGUUGUUUUGUUGCCCAGGUUUCAGGCAGGAGCAAAUCAGAGUUCCAGACUUGAUGUCAUAGAGUUGAUACUUCAGGAAAGUUUUUUUUUUUGUCUGUGCAGCAUCUAAAGCCGACAGAGACGGCUUGCUUGUGUGUUUACGUUUCUAAUCCGAUGGUGUUAAUAAUGUAUAGCGUGCAAGUGUAUGUUGAAGAUCUCAUCUUAAACUCUGGGCCGCCAGCUAAGUGAGCAGCAUCAUUAAGAGUCUGGCUGCUGGAAAUGGGGCCCCAGGGAGCUUUUAGUCUGUCAAGAGGUGACUGAUGCUGCUUUCAAUGCGGUGGUGAAGCACUUUUGUCCUGACAGAACACCUUCAUGGCUUAAAAUACCGACUUGUAUAUUCGCCUUUCAUCUUUAUUCGACCUGCUACACAAUAAGGGAAGAAGAAUGUGAGUAAAAAUAGUAACAAUUGUUCCACCGAUGACUACUCACAUCGACUUACACUACUAGGUUGUGCUUUAAAAACUUUGUUUUCCCACUUGACUUGGAAUUUUUAAAUAUUAAAGCCUAAACCCGGGGUGCAACUGUGUUUUGUUUUUUGUUGUUCAUGUUAUUGAAAGGCCAAUUCCGUUGUCAUACUUCUUUCACCGGACACAGCAUGUACACAAACAACCGGAUGAGAAGUCGUCGCUCAGUCACACACAACUGGAGCACCGUUCUGACGCGCAUGUAGAAGUCUUGCACAGGUGGCAAUCGUGGGUUUCACAUAUUCAGAAGGUCAAUACUUUUCAUAACUUGAAGCAAUACUCACAGUCGAGUUUCUGUAUUGUCAUCCAAAACAUGCAACUCAGGAACGGAGGAAACCAAACCGACUCCAUGUAGCACAUGCUUUAGAAAGAGAGAAAAUCAAUGGCGACACACAAACACAAGCCCCGUCUCCUUAAAAUCGAUCCUCCACACACUUAAAAGACUGUCAUUUUUCCUUAUUUUACUCAUUUUAGAAUGCAAGGUUGUCUAUUUUACUUAAAAGUUGAGGCAUCACUUAAUCCCUGCUGCUGUGUGUAUUGUUGAGUUUUGUUUUAAAACACCAACCUAGUAGUGUAGCAGACUCCAUCUCCUGCACGAGUCCACCUCUGGAACACUUCAACCCCAACAGUCACCAUGGUCUUCAGGCCACAGAUGAAGCUACUCUGACUCAUUCCUCUCAAUGAUCAAGGCCGUUUUUAUGCACCUCUCUGUUUCCAAUGGCUGUAUAAUAGUCCUGUCUCUGCUGUACAUAAAUGACUGUCGAAGAUGUACAGUUUGAUCAUUGUCUAUAUGAAUAGUAGGCUAUGUUAAAUAGUAUCAUCUGUUUUCAGCAGCUAUGUCAAAAACUGUGCGACUAUUCAAGUGUUAUGGGCCACUGGCAAUAUGUGUAAAUAAGGUUUUAUUUAGUUUACGCUAUUUGUCCUACAUUUUAUCACUUAUUUGUGCUUGGUCAUUAUAGAUCUUUUUUUUUAAAUGUAUUUAUUUAUUGAAUUACUGGGGGAGGAGUGGCAACACUCAGCCGCAGCUUGUUUUGUUUCUCCGGAGAAGAGGAUUAGGAAGAACUAACUCAUCCAUCCGUUCCUCUCUGCCGUGAUGAGGAGCUCUCGCAGAGGUGAUCUGAGACAAAGGAGCAAAGACUCAAACACCAUGCUCCGCCCCGUGUGGCUCGUGUGACGGAGGUCAAAGGUCGCCUCCCGGCCCAGCGCAGCGCUCGACCUCUGACAGACUGUAGCUUAUUUCGAUCCUCUUUCAGAAGAAUAACUGUGACUUUGCAUCAUGAAUAGUAUAUUAUUUUGAAUGUAAUCUAGAAGGGUCAGGACCUUUUUUUGAAUGUAAUCUUUGGAGGGUGGGCGGGACUAUUUUGUAAAUAUAUGGUUAAAGAAAAAGAUGACACAAUUUUCAUUCCUGGAAAAGAAACAGCUUUUACUUAAGUUGUGAAAAUAAAACACUAUGUGUGUGUGUGUGUGUGUUUGGGAGAGAGAGGGAGGAUGAUGAGAUGUGUGCAUCUACACACACAUCUGGAGCACAUGUGUGUGUGUGUGUGCGUUCUCCUCUGGCAGGUUUAAUCCCGCCAUAAUCAGCCAGUUCUAUCAAUCAAUUCAAAGCUUUGUGCAUCAUGUGAGUAGCUUAACCCACAAUUAAUGGAGAUGUUCCUUGUGAUACUGUGCAUUUAAUAAAGGUGGUAUG
Messenger RNA from Synchiropus splendidus (mandarinfish), 5679 nucleotides. RefSeq names its product neurotrophic tyrosine kinase, receptor, type 2b (gene ntrk2b). NCBI's taxonomy places the organism in Eukaryota, Metazoa, Chordata, Actinopteri, Syngnathiformes, Callionymidae. Gene Ontology annotation, molecular function: ATP binding; brain-derived neurotrophic factor receptor activity; brain-derived neurotrophic factor binding. The record is from RefSeq and is a predicted model, not a curated record. Gene Ontology annotation, biological process: cellular response to brain-derived neurotrophic factor stimulus; trans-synaptic signaling by neuropeptide, modulating synaptic transmission; multicellular organism development. Bases 387 to 2771 code for a protein of 794 amino acids. The transcript is spliced from 18 exons. Gene Ontology annotation, cellular component: signaling receptor complex; axon; plasma membrane.